AUGCAACUCACUUGGAAGGAUAUCCCUACUGUGCCAAAUGGCAAUGAUUUAUUGGAUAUAGUACUUAACCGUACUCAAAGAAAGACACCUACCGUGAUUAGACCUGGUUUCAAGAUCACCCGUAUACGUUCGUUUUACAUGAGAAAGGUUAAGUUUACUGCUGAUGGAUUUAAUGAAAAGUUUACUGAUAUUUUAGGAGGAUUCCCUAAUAUUAAUGAUGUUCAUCCAUUCCAUAGAGAUUUGAUGGAUACUUUGUAUGAAAAGAACCAUUAUAAGAUUUCUUUAGCUGCUGUGAGUAGAGCUAAGACUUUGAUUGAACAAGUUAGUAGAGAUUAUGUGAGAUUAUUGAAGUUUGGUCAAAGUUUAUAUCAAUGUAAGCAAUUGAAAAGAGCUGCUUUAGGUAGAAUGGCCACUAUCACCAAGAAGUUGAAGGAUCCUUUGGUUUAUUUGGAACAAGUUAGACAACAUUUGGGUCGUUUGCCAAGUAUUGAUCCAAACACAAGAACUUUAGUUAUUUGUGGAUACCCCAAUGUUGGUAAAUCUUCAUUCCUUAGAUGCAUUACUAAGGCUGAUGUUGAAGUUCAACCAUAUGCUUUCACCACUAAAUCCUUAUAUGUUGGUCACUUUGAUUAUAAAUAUUUGAGAUUCCAAGCCAUUGAUACUCCUGGUAUUUUAGAUAGACCAACAGAAGAUAUGAAUAACAUUGAAAUGCAAUCCAUUUAUGCCAUUGCUCAUUUAAGAUCAUGUGUUUUAUAUUUCAUGGAUUUAUCCGAACAGUGUGGGUUCUCUAUUGAAGCCCAAGUUAAAUUGUUCAACUCUAUCAAACCUUUGUUUGCCAACAAGUCUGUUAUGGUUGUCAUGAACAAGGCUGAUAUCAUUAAAGCUGAAGAUUUGGCUCAAGAGAAACAAGAUUUGUUGAAAACCUUGUACGAUUUACCCGGUGUAGAAAUCAUGCACACUUCAUGUCAAGACGAAGACAAUGUGAUGGCUGUUAGAAACCAAGCAUGCGAAAAGUUAUUAACUGCUCGUGUUGAGCAGAAGUUGAAGGGUUCUGCUAGAGUUAACAAUGUGUUGAACAAGAUUCAUGUUGCCAGACCUCAAGCCAGAGAUGAUGCUGAAAGACCAGCUUUUACACCUGAAGGGUUUGAUGAUAAAACCAAAUAUGAUGUUUCUGACCCCAACAGAAGGUUAUUGGCCAGAGACAUUGAGGCUGAAAAUGGUGGUGCUGGUGUGUUUAAUGUCAAUUUGAAGGACAACUAUUUGUUGGAAGAUGAUGAAUGGAAGAAUGAUGUUAUGCCUGAACUUUUGGAUGGUAAGAAUGUUUAUGACUUUUUGGAUGCUGAUAUUGCUGCCAAGUUGCAAGCAUUAGAAGACGAAGAAGAAAGAUUAGAAGCUGAAGGGUUUUAUGAUUCUGAUUCUGAGCUUGAAGAUGAAGAGACUGAAGACAUUAGAGAAAAGGCCCAAUGGAUCAGAAACAAACAAAAGAUGAUGAUUAACGAUGCAAGAAACAGAAAGGCAUUGAAGAAUAAGGCCAUUAUGCCCAGAGAUCAACAAAAGAAGACUUUUGAAGAAAUGGAACAACAUAUGUACAACUUGGGUCAUGAUACCACCACAUUGAAGGAGAGAACAGGAAAAUCAGGUAAGCAUAAUGAUAAGAAGGAAUUAUCCGGUGUUGAUAUUUUGAAGAAACAACAAACAGAACGUAAGGAAAGAGUUGGUAAGAGAAGAACUCCUGUUAACCAACCUGAUCGUCGUGCUGGUGGUGUUGCUGAUGGUUCAUUGAGAAGCCACACUGAUAAGAUGGCCAAGAUGGAAAGAAGAGAAAGAAACAGACAAGCCAGACAAGGUGAAUCUGAUCGUCAUAUUGGUACAUCGAUGCCUAAGCAUUUGUUCAGUGGGAAGAGAGGCAUUGGUGAGACUCAAAGACGUUGA
Lizanozyma spartinae is the source of this 1932-nucleotide messenger RNA. It is a transcript of the gene NOG1, whose product is annotated as putative GTPase. The record is from RefSeq and is a predicted model, not a curated record. Gene Ontology annotation, molecular function: RNA binding; GTP binding; GTPase activity. Gene Ontology annotation, cellular component: nucleolus. The coding region runs from base 1 to 1932 and encodes 643 amino acids. The transcript has a single exon. Lineage: Eukaryota; Fungi; Ascomycota; Pichiomycetes; Serinales; Debaryomycetaceae. Gene Ontology annotation, biological process: ribosomal large subunit biogenesis.